Molecule: messenger RNA, 5311 nt
Organism: Contarinia nasturtii (swede midge)
Lineage: Eukaryota; Metazoa; Arthropoda; Insecta; Diptera; Cecidomyiidae
Gene: X11L
Exons: 17
Coding region: 330-5180 (1616 amino acids)
Biological process (GO): chemical synaptic transmission
Cellular component (GO): dendritic spine; plasma membrane; cytoplasm
Molecular function (GO): protein binding
Source: RefSeq, a predicted model, not a curated record
UUCAUCAUAAAGGUGUACAAUACAAAGUGAGCAGAAUGAAAGUACUAACAUGUUUGUUUUAAAAUAGUGUGAACAUUCUCUAAUAAUUAGAAUAUUUAUUUGAUAAUUUUGGUGCGCGAUAAUUUUAAUAAAUUUAUGUUUAUAUUUUAUUUGAAAUGCGAUUAAAUGUGUGUGAAAGUUUUGGGUGAAAAAAAGUUUACCGAGUCAUUAAACAAAGGAACCAAAACAAAGUGUACAAAAUCAACAAGCAAUCAUUUUCUGAUUUCUGUUUCGUUUGUAUACAUCAUUAGUAGUAAAAUGUUGCAAUUGAGUCCAUUUUUGAAGGAGCGAUGAUAAGCGCAAAUGUGCAACAACAACAGCAGCAAGUGGAUAAUAAAAAGGCCACGAACGCAAAUUAUAAUCGGAAAUCCCAAAUCAAUAUAGCACAGUAUACGCAAAGUAGUAACAAUCGUAAUAUUCUCAGCGAAAAUAACUAUUACGUUGCAAAGGAUUAUAGUUCAGCGGUUGAUUCGUCUGGAAAUCAAUUAUCAUCGCCCCAAACGACAGGCUCAAGCAGCGCAAAUAUUGCCUCAAACUUUCCGGCUCCACUGUCGAUUGCAUCAAAUAUACUUACAGUUGACUCAAAGUCGUCGGCAAAUAUUUUAAACGAACAAAUAUCGGCGUUGUUCCCAAAGUGUCGACCAAAAAACGAUGCACAUUUAAACAAAACGGCUCUCUAUAUUGAGACAAACAGCACUGCAUUAGCUUCAGCUUCUUUAUUAUUCGCAUCAUCGCCGUCAAACGGCGAUUAUAAAAAUCGAAAUAAACAUUUUAUCGUGAGUGAAAGUUCCGAUAAUACGCUUAUUGAUAACAGUAGAGCUUAUACGCGCAAUAUGAAUAACCAAAACGCAGAUGCAUCACUCAAUGAUGACAGUAAUGAACUCAUCCAAAACAAUAUUAGCGGAAUUGGCGAGACAGCUUCAAGAAUGAAUCACGCGGGCUAUGCAACACGAUUGUAUCAGCAUAAUAGCAAUAGUAAUUAUCAACGUAAUGCUAAUAAUCAGCACCAAAGCAACGAUUACCUUGGUGGUUUUGACGGUUCCAAUCAAAUGACGAAAAUGCAUCAAAAAUGGGAGUCUUCGUCAAACGAUCUGCGAAAAUGGACAGAAAGUGAUGAUUUUAUGCGCGACGGAAACAUUUGGGAGAAAAGAAGACGUACACCAAACACAACGCCUGCCAGCACUGUAUUAAACUCACCCGAUUUUAAUGAGAUGCAUCAUUAUUCGCACAAUCCAGUGCAACAUCAGAUUAAAGUUGGCCGCAGCCCAGUCAAUCAACACGAAAAUAAAGAAAAGAAUGCCACAAGUCCUGUAUCACCAAUCCAGUCGCAUCAGCGUUCAUCUACCAAGCGACCAGCUACUCUGGUUUCGGAUGGUGAAAUUGUUGUUUUUGAUGAUAUUGAUAAUUGGCGAAAUCAAAACGAAAAGCACUUUCCGUCUCAAAACAAAGCGUCACACCAACAAAACAAUUCGACCAGCAAGUCUCAAUCCAGUUACCGCUUUAACCACAUGCUACUCGAUGAUGAUGACGACGACGAACGUGACAGUAAUACAAAUUCUUUUAGCACGGAUAAUGUGACAAAAAUGAUUGGCAUUCUGCCGAUUGCAGAGUACGAAGGUUCACCAAGACGUUUUGGACACUAUCAGCAAGAUCUACCUCUUCAUCAAUAUCAAUACACGUCAACGACAAAUCAACAGCACUUCGACCGCCCACCAAGUUCACGGAAAAUGCUCACUUCACCAACUCUGUUUCCACCUCGACCCGGUUUUCCGAAGCGUAUUACAACAUCACCAUCAAAUGCAAGCAUAAACGGAUCAACAAACGAAGAAGCUAAAGACAAAUGCAGCAACGCUACAGGAUUCGAAUAUCAGAAUAAUGCGUUGAAUAAAUGUUCACCAUCAGUAUCACCCACUCAAGUUACAUCGACGCCAAACAUUCCGAAUAAACAAGUUGCAACGUGUGAUAGUACAUCCCCCACGAACUCACAAGCAGUGCCUAUUUCAUCGCAGAAUUCGCCCUCAUCGCCCUCGAAAAAUGAGAGAAGCGCCACGGUCAGUGAAAAUAAUACAAAAACCACACCAAACUAUACGGAUCGUAUCAAUUUAUUGGGUAACCAUUUGCCAUCUACAACGCUUUCAAACAAUGCUAAUCGUUCGUCAUUCACUACUACAGCUCCAAAUACAACUACAUUUGAUUAUUUGUAUGAGUUUUCGGAGACACGCAAAGUACUUGAAGACUUUUUCAAAUGUCCAACAAAUGAUGAGGAGAAGAAAAUCGCUGAUUGCUUCAACGAAAGUGAUACUGGAAGUCUAGAAAAUCUGAAUGAAAUCGAUGAGAAAAAUAUGGAUGCCAAUUAUAUUGGACAGCGUUUGGCCAAAGUUCCCACAACAAAUAACAAAGAUUAUAAUAAUACGUCAUCGUACCAAUCGCCCAAAUCACGAUACGCCAACAACUAUACUCAUCAGCAGUCUGAUGAAUAUGAAAAUAAUGAUGUCGAAUUAUAUUUGGAUUCGAAUAGUCGUAGCAGUGGUGAAUUGGCUGAUACAGAAUUGGAAAUGAAUCAACAGAGACGCUACUCAAGACAUUUUACUCUAUCUCCCGAAACUACUGAUUAUGAUUCAAAUUGCGGUGAUUUAGAUAGCCUAUCGAAUGAUUUAAAUGGAUGUAUUGGCAUGAACAGCCAUUGCCUAACUGGUUCCGGAUUGAACAGCUCUAGUGGCGUUAUACCAGACUAUUCACGACUGUACACCAGUAUGCCGGUACUCGAAGAUGGCCUGUCAAGCGGUCAUGCAUCUGACACAGAAAAUAACAACCCUGUUCCGUACACUGCGAAUAAUAUAUCAACAACAGCUAACAAUACAACCAAUUCAUCAGCGCAAAUAAACAAUAUUUUUGAUAACAAGUAUAUUGCUAGCAAUAUAAAUAGUAUGGGAAAAAUGCUCAAUCCAACUCCAGUCAGCUCAAUUGCAAACACCACAAAUAACACAAGCAAUGCAGUCCAAUCAAAUAACAUUAACUUGAUUGAUGUGUUAAGUCCAACGAUCGAAACAACAUCUAAUAAAGAACCAGAUGUUCAAAAUGGCAUUGAAAUAAGUACAAUUGGCCAACCACAACCGUCAUCACUGUUACAACAACAGCAGCCGAUAAAAGAAGAGAAACACGUGGAUAUAUCUAGUAAGAGUUACUUGGACUCAGAUAUUUCGUCCAUUUUUUCGAAUCCUCCUUUGGCACAGAUAAGUACUACACACAACAAUGUGAACGUUUCAUCAUACCACGAAGAUCACAUUGAAAUAGUACAGUCAACACUAAAAGAUAUUCGCAGUUCGAUACAGCAAUCAAAGACGCUUCAACCGACAGCGAGUCAACAACAGCUACAGCCGCAGCAGCAGCAGCAACAACAACAACACGAAGAGGAGAAAAAACCAAUGAAAAAUGACAAAAACUCACCGAUAUGGCUACCUCGUCAUCAUCACAAUCAACAUAAUCAGUCUCAUGAAAGCCUCAAUUCCGAUCACAAUAUUUCAAAACCAUUGAGCGUUGAUGAUGAGGAAGCUGAUACCGAUUUAGAAACUGAUCGUUUACUUGGCCAACAACGUCUUGAUGAUCAUGGUUUUUAUGAUGACAAGUCGUCGACCAAUUGGUGUGAUCGUCCAUCUCGAUUGAUUAAGUCUCCUUCGGCAUCACUUUCAUCGAAAACAAUGCAACAGCAACAACAUCACGCACAAACAUUUUCAUCUGCGUCAAUUCGACAAGGUAUCGGAACAUCAAGUGGUGUAUCUGCAGCAUGUGCUAAUAAUUCAUCGAAUUCAUCGUCAUCGCCACCGAAUCCACAGUCAUCAAAUCAACAUCUACCAAAAAAUCCGAGCGUCAGCAAUCAAAAUGAAAAUAAAGAUAGCUCAACGUCACCAAACAAGUCACAAUUGUCAAAAAUUCAAAAAAGCCCAUCCGAUUCGCAGAGUUCCAAAAACGAAACGGAAAAAAAUCGAUCCGGAAAGUCACGUAAUAAAGAAGGUCGUUAUUGGGAACCAGCAGUUUUGAUUGAGGGCGUUUUAUUCAGAGCCCGAUAUUUGGGAUCUACUCAGCUUGUUUGCGAAGGACAACCAACCAAAUCCACUCGCAUGAUGCAGGCCGAAGAAGCUGUCUCGCGCAUCAAGGCAUUGGCUCCAGAAGGUGAAUCACAGCCCAGUACGGAGGUUGAUUUGUUCAUUUCAACAGAGAAAAUAAUGGUGCUAAAUACGGAUUUAAAAGAAAUAAUGAUGGAUCAUGCCCUACGCACCAUAUCCUACAUAGCUGAUAUUGGUGAUUUGGUUGUAUUAAUGGCUCGUCGUCGAUUCGUUCCAUCCGAUUCAGAUGAUGGACCGAAAUUAAAUCGUACACCAAAAAUGAUUUGUCACGUAUUCGAAAGUGACGAGGCUCAAUUUAUUGCUCAAUCGAUUGGGCAGGCAUUCCAAGUAGCCUACAUGGAAUUUUUGAAAGCAAAUGGAAUUGAAGAUCAUAGCUUUGUUAAGGAAAUGGACUAUCAAGAGGUGCUCAAUAGUCAAGAGAUUUUCGGCGAUGAAUUAGAAAUAUUCGCAAAGAAAGAACUUCAAAAGGAAGUUGUUGUACCAAAGACAAAAGGUGAAAUACUAGGCAUGAUAUUGAUUGAAUCCGGAUGGGGCUCAAUGCUACCAACAGUUGUCAUUGCAAAUCUUCUGUCAACUGGAGCCGCUGCACGUUGUGGUCAAUUAAAUAUUGGCGAUCAAAUUAUUGCAAUAAAUGGUCUUAGCUUGGUUGGAUUGCCCUUAUCGACAUGCCAAACAUAUAUCCGAAACACAAAAACUCAAACCGCCGUUAAAUUUACAGUUGUGCCUUGUCCACCGGUUGUUGAAGUCAAAAUAAAACGACCAAACACAAAGUACCAACUCGGAUUCAGUGUUCAAAAUGGUGUCAUUUGUAGUUUGCUACGCGGUGGAAUUGCUGAGCGUGGAGGAGUACGUGUUGGUCAUCGCAUUAUUGAAAUCAAUAAUCAAAGCGUAGUUGCCGUUCCACAUGAGAAAAUAGUUAAUCUAUUAGCCACAUCUGUCGGAGAGAUUUUGAUGAAAACGAUGCCGACGUCCAUGUUCCGGUUGUUGACUGGACAGGAAAAUCCUAUUUAUAUUUAAAUUUCAUCUUUAACUCUACAUUCAUGGAAAAUGCGCAACUUAUUUAUAAACGCUCUUUGAAAAAAAAAAAAACGCAAUUCGAAUUGCAUUGAAAAAACAAUGUCCACAUUAAAAUAUAUUUUAUAGUCUUC